Schistocerca gregaria is the source of this 12412-nucleotide messenger RNA. RefSeq names its product proline-rich protein 36. The record is from RefSeq and is a predicted model, not a curated record. Lineage: Eukaryota; Metazoa; Arthropoda; Insecta; Orthoptera; Acrididae. The transcript is spliced from 16 exons. Bases 2156 to 5443 code for a protein of 1095 amino acids.
AUUUAUUUACUUUUUAGAGCCCGCUAAAAGGCUAACAUGGAAGCACUGCACACAAUGAAAUACCAAAGCCCCACCUGCUCACAACAUCGAAUGUGACCGCACAGCUUACCAGUGACAAUCAAAUUCGCUGAUUGCAACACGAAGUGAUAACGGUGGCGACCCAGUGAGACCGGCCCGAGCUGCGCGCUCGCCAGCUGGUGCCGGAGGCUACCGCCACAGCGCCGUAGCCUUCCCCUUGAGCCGGGCGGCCGGCGUCAGCCCGCUACACGCCGCUCGCUGCAGGUCGGCGACCCAGACCCUGGCCGUGGUGGCCGCAGCCGCAUUCCGAGCGGAGCGCAGCGCCGUCUCAGCCACGCCGCACGCCCUGCACAGCCGCUGCAGCGGUGCCGCCGCACUACUCCACCAGCUCACGUCACACCUGUCAAAUUCUCGUCCUGACCGCGCAGUAAAUGUCCCCGACGAAAAGCUCAGAGCGAGGGAACCACUGGGAAACGCAAGUGGGGAAUCUUCUAAAAUCUAGAGGCAGCGAAAGAAUGAGGUCCAUCCCGUUUUGAUUCUCCUUUACGGAUAUCCCCACAUAAGCUUCUCUUCAUCACCUGAGGCGAAUGCUGGGUUGGUUCCCUCAGAAAUGAUUCACUUCUUCGCUCCCUAAAAAGAAUAGGUGCACCCUGUAACUGGGCUACACCGACGUUGUAAUGAACUCAGUUUCGUCAGUACAUCCAAGACCCAUAACAACAAGCUACCACACAAACUACAUUUCAUCAAAGCAAAAAGCUUAACUAUGAUUACAUAUACACACUUUUUUGUUGGUAAGCAUUUUAAAUAAUUUUGCUAUCAAGUAAGAGGAAUUAGCCUUGCGUACGCUUUCAGUAAAAUGUACGCUCUCGAGCAUUCGCUCAAACCCUUAUUGCAAACGUAAGAAGAAAAUGCUCACAACUUUCAUUAGUUGGUUCUAUAUUGCAACAGCACUAAAAUCUCUCUUUAUAACAACAGAAUGAACUAACGACAAUUGUUGGUACGUCUCCAAAAUAAUGUUAUCGUCACGUUUAACGCGCUAUGUAUCUAAAGAUGCUUAUACUCUUGGGUUGAAUGAAAUUUUUUUUCACCUUAUUGGCUUUUAUGAGUUGCCCAUUGAGCCAGUUCAAUGGCGGAUGUCAUUUAUGACAAUACUAUCGUAAGGACAAUACAAUACCCAGUCCCAGAACGGAGAAAAUUUCCCGACCAGUAGGGAACAGAACCUAGGCCUCAUCGCCUGGCAAUCUGCCCCUCUGACCGUGCAGCUGCGGAGGUGGGUGAAAUAACCACUAAUACAAUUAUAUCAUAGUAAACAGCUCACAUCUUCAUGGGGUGGACACGUAAUUCCAGACUUCAUGGUUCAGACGACAUAGCUUUACUUCGCUUCCUCGGAGUAACAUAUUCCAACUCACAGUUUGUUCAACGACACAAGUGGCUCACCGCCUUUGUGUGGGGAUAAGCUGCUUCCGCUUCUUUCGUAAUUGCCUUACCGCCCCUCUCUAAACGAAAUAUGUGUCAAAUUCCUGCAGAAAAAGUCCUCGCUGUCUGAGGGUUGAACUAUCACUGAAACUAAAAUUAUGAAUAAAAGUGUUCUAGAUCUACUCUGUAAGUAAUAAAUUUAUAUUUACCAGUCUUAACAUAAGUAUAUGGAAAUGUAGAAAAAAAAUCAGAAACGUGACUUUUGUUACAGGUCAGAUAUUCACUACGUAGUCCAGAGCCUAAACAACACCAGCCAACGCAGAGGUCCCUCUAGCUGCCAAUUUUUGCCGAAAUACGCAGAGUACACCUCUGAGAAACGCGUACUUCGUGGCCAGUACUACUGGUUCUGAGAGGAACGAUUACGACGCAGGUGUUACAGUGUGCGUGGAUAAAGAGCGGUUCCUGUCAAGCCGUCACCCACUGAGUGGUUAUCACUCAAGAAGAGGCAGCCGGGUAUAGGGGAUUCACUCACUCAACGAGCUGCAGAGGUGGAGAAACCUGGUUACUGGUAGACUGCGCAACCCGUGACAUCUGUUGACCGCAAGAAAGAUACCGGUCUACCUUGAAGGCAACUUACAGGUUACCGGAGCCGUCGACCACACGCGGCUGCGUGCAGAUAAUGUGCUAAGUGUCUCAUCCUUCAAGUGGAAAAGAAUUAACAAUGGAUCCCCUCGUCUUCAUCAUCUGUCUUCUUCAAGCGUGCGCGGCGCAGGGCCCGGUCUACGUGAACCCCGGCUCCGGGGGCGGCCAGCCAGCUGCCGUGCAGAGCACGGGUUCGGCGCCACUGGUCACCCAGACGGUGUACGGCUUCCUCGACUUCACGACCACGAUCGGCAACACCGUCAUGAUCUUCUCGCCGCAGAGCGCCCCGCCGGCAGGAGCUGCGCCGAGCCCGAAAUCGACCACGAAGACGACUGUGAUCGAGACUCGACCGCCGACCACCAGCAGCGCAGCACCGCCAGCGGCUAUCAAGCCCAGCAAGACUGUCUCCAGCGACCCCACGUCUGACAAGAAGGCCCGGCCCGCAUCCAACGUGGAGGUGCGCGUCGGCGCUCCGGCCACUGUCGUCUUCUCCAGCGUGGUAGAAGUGCGCAAGCCGGCCGCCUCCAGCAAGGUGCAGGUGCUGACCGGGCCGGCCUCCAGCGAGGUCCACGUCCAGAACAGGCCGCCCUCCAGCGUCGUCCACAUCGUCAAGGCGCCGGUGAGCAAGGUGGAGGUCCGCGGCCCCGCGCCGAGCGCCAGCCCUGUGCCGAGGCCCAAAUCGGCGCCCUCGAGCGUGGUAGAGGUGCGCGGCGGCGCCUCCAGCGUCGUCUUCUCGCCCGCGUCGCGGCCGCCCCCGCAGCUGCUGUCCUCCGUGGUCGAGGUGUUCUCCAGCUCCUCCAGCGACGACGAGCCGGCGCUGCUGCUCGGCGACAACGCCCUAGAGCCCGAGUACGACUUCCUUUCCAGGCAGCCCUCGGAGGUCGUCGACGAGACCUAUAAGGUGAUCAACUUGAAGCCGAGCAGCAAGUUCCACCUGAAGGGACGCCAGUCGUCGAGCGUGCACCCGAACCACAAGUCGUCGAGCAAGCACGUGCUCGUCAGCUCGACGCGGCCUGGCUCGUCGCCCAAGGUGCGGCCGACGCCCGCUUCGUCCUCUGCGCGCAUCCUCAAGACGGCGGCGCCGCGUCCGCGCCCUCAGGCGCAGCAGCUGGAGCCGACGCCUGUGGCCGGCACGCUGGCCGACGAGACGGCCGCCCUGCCCCUGGAGGCGCUCUUCAGCUCGGCGCCGGGCCUCACCCGCAACCAGCGCCGGCCGGCGGUGAGCGGCGGCAGCGGCAGCCGCAACGGCAACAGCAACAACCGCCAGCACCACCGGCCGGGCAAGCACGACGAGGCCGCCGACGAGGCGCACGUCGCCCCCAGCGCCGCCCACGGCAGCCACGGCAAGCACGCCAAGAAGCACUCCUCCGCGCGCCAGCAGGCCGCCAGCGCGGUCAGGCCCACAUCCACCCAGAGGUCCGGCUUCCGCUCCACCAAGACAGGGUCGGGCAACAGCCGCUACUCCAGGCCCGAGGUGUCGACCGUGUCGGUGGUGCACGAGACCAGCACAGUGGCGGCGGGGCGCCGCGGGCAGAACCGCGACGCGGGGGCGGCAGCCGCCCCCAACACACGCCGCUUCCGGCCGUCGAGCGCCGCCGCGCAGCCGCAGCCCGCCCCCACCACCGCCCCCGAGCCGCCCACGCGCAGGACCUCCGGCGGCUCCGGCUACAAGGCCAGGAUUCAGGCGUCCUCCGCGGCAGAGCACGCCUCCGCCGGCACCAGCGUGUACAAGUUCAAGCUGAACCGGCCGAGCGGCCGCUGGCAGUACAAGACGACGCCCAAGCCUCGCGUCACCAUCCGGCGCGGCCAGCAGGAGGACGAGGAGAACGGCGUGGCCGCCACCACGCCACAGCCGCCCAGCGCCGCCUCCGCAGCGCAGCAGCAGCAACCACAGUUCGCCCCCGCCGCCACCCCGCAGCUGCCGCAGCUGCAGCCCGAGCCGCAGGCACUCUCGAGGGCCGACACCGACGCCGACCACGACCUGGAAGGACCGUUGCCCCAGGGCGAGACGGAGCAGCAGCUGGCGUCUGAGGACAGGGCGACACUGGUCUCCAACCCAGACGGAGAGGCCUCCCCACCGGUCGCCGAGACCAUCAAAGUCGAGAUUUCCACUCCCGCCGACUUCAAGGACGUCUACUACGAGAUAGCCACCAUCAAAUCGCCGUACACAUUCCAGGUGGGCACGGUGCGCAACACGCGCUUCAUCACGGUGACGUCGACUUUCGAGCGCCUGCUGGAGCCCAGCAAGACGGAGGCGCCCGGCUCUGCGCCUGGAGGCGUGCCGACGGCGGCGCCCGCCCCCGCGCCGGAGAACAUCCUCUCGCUGGAGGGCAGCCUGCCGCUGGAGGCGGGCAUGGCCACGCUGCCCGUGCUGACGCUGUCGCCAGGCACCGAGACGCCACCGCUGCACACCACCACCGAGACCUUCAGCACGACCACGCUGCUGCUCAAGACGCACGUCCUGCCCAUCGUCGCCCCUGCCGGCAACACCACCAGCAGGUACACGCUGGUGCAGUCGUACCAGGUGACGCGCCACGUGACUGCGACUCGCACGCUGCCGCCGACGCACCUCUUCCAGUUCGAGGCGAGCCGCGCGCUCACCGACCUGAGCUCGCACCUGGAGGAGGCGGGCUCCGAGCUGCACCUCGAGCUGGACUUGUCCGACAGCCACCAGCAGGAGGGACAGCCGGGCCGCGAGGACCACGCGCGGCCCAAGAAGGCGCCCGCGCCUGCGCUGCUGCUCGACGCCGCCAACAACCAACAGCUGCAGCCGCUGCCGACGCCGCCCCCGCAGCCGCAGCUGACCCCGGAGCAGCUGCAGCAGCUGGCUCUGCUGCGAUACCUCAACCCCGGUGCGGCGGCGGCGCUGCCGCAGGUGGUGACCACGUCGCGGCCCGUCCUGCGCAUCGAAACGAUCUUCGACUCGCACGUGGUGCCCGUGUACGACGGCCAGAGCACCGUCUUCAGCACGAUCCGCCGGCCCGUGGCCACCGUCAGCAAGACCGAGUUCGAGUACGGCACCGCCACGGUGGCGCCCCAAGCGCCGGCGCCGCAGCCGCCGCUCAACCCGCUCAACCCUCUGGCGCCUUUCAACCCGCUUAACCCGCUGCAGCCACAACAACAGUUCGCAGUCACCUCGACGCCAGUUGUCACGCAAACGGUGGUCACCGAGACGGAGAGCAAGAUCCUGAAACUGACGUUCGGCGCAAAGACGGCGUACACGACCCUGACGUCGACGCGCGUCGUGCCGACGCUGCUGACGACGUACGUGACGACGUCCGUUCCCGUGCAGGCAACGGCGCCGCCGGCCGCCGCUUUCCCGGGAUUCUUCCCGUCGCCGUACGCGCAGUUCCCGUUCGUCGGCUGAGCGCGUCGCCCGAGCGGGGGCGAAAUCGGCGCCCGAUGCCUGAAGCGGCUCUUCGAGUCGCCGCUACACUCGUCGCAUCGCAGGACACAUCACGCAGACGGCCACCGCGACACACAGCGCUUGCUCAAAAGACGUGCCGUCACAUCGCUGCAUCCCUCUCACUGUGUCGCGGUCGACUGAUGUGUCUGCGAAGACGGACAUUCAACAGUGUACGCUUUCUGUCAACCCGAAAUACGUCCGCAGUUACCUGUUCAACCUCACUCUACCGUGCUCAGCCAGUGCUCUCGCUCCGCACAACCAUACGUUCGAACGAUAAACGUUAUCGCUGCGUACCAAACCAAAUGUGAGUUAGGUUGUGAAGCAAUGAAUCUUCACCAUCGAAUCAUAAGUACUUUCUUCACUUGAGUGUCAUCGGUGGACACAGAUGCUCUUCAGUUUCUGUGCUCCGAAACUUACACGGUGAACGUGUUUAUGAGUGUAUAUACAAGUGAUAUGAACUUCCUUCUUGUGGAUCUUAGGUAACAUUUAAGAUCACGCUACAAGUCACGUGGUUUUAUAACCUCCAGUCUUAGUGACAAUUUGGGGUGAAGUCCGUAAAUUGUCAAAGUAGUUGUAAAUCCACAAAUACUUUAUAAAUCUACAGUAUUGUGCUGAUAACGCUAUGAACCAACUAAUUUAGGCUGGAAACGCCUGUGUGGGAUUAAAAGUGGUAUUAUACUUGGUAGUCGUAGUCAUAAACCGCAACAACAGUGAACUUAGUAGCAAAGAGGCAGUUAUUUGCCACAGUUGCUGCAGACGAAUGUUAUCGUCAGCUGUGGGAAAUAUGACAGUGCCUACGUGAAAAGUUUGUGCUCUAAAUAUUGUCACUUUGUCGUACCACAUGACGUUGUGAGUAAAGGACAUCAAAAUCGGUCUUAAACCAUUACCACCUCUGUGCUGUCGUUAGUGAUGGAUCUGAAAUUCCCAAAUAAUCUGUCUCCCACAGCUGUAGUGCACCAUGUGUCUCGUUCAUGCUUUCUAAGACAGAUAUAUUGAAAAGUAUGGUCACAAUUAUAGAAAUAUUGAGUGCUAGCACGUAAUAUGUACUCCCAUGCUGAGUAGGUUCAUUGGGAAAUGUCAAUAAUAGAGGUCCAGUGUAGAAAAAGGCUAAUCAAUUUGUUACAGAAGGCUGAUAUUUACAAAUUGAAGUAAGGUUACACCUGUGGCCUUGAUACUACGAAUAUUUUGGGAAAAGGCUAAAAUAUUGUAUUGUGGGGCUGCAAUCGUUUGAGUCUGCACUCUACCAUUGAUUGGUUUCAGUGGGAAAUACCAGAGUGCCAGAUGCCAGCAACUUGGUAUGUAAGUACUUCCGUUGCUUUCAUGUAACGGAGAGGCCUACAAGGUGAACGUGCUGCGGGAUAAUGCCAGGUUAACGGGCCGGUCGACAGUUCACGUCAGAACUCCGCCGCUCGCGAGGGUGGGGCAGCGCGCGGCGAAUAGGCACGUCCUCACCUUGAACGGGCGGAACAAGUGAAAGACUGCUAGUUAUGUCGCGAAUUUUCAUCAGAAGAAAGUGGGACAAUGGCUCAUUUUCCUGGAGGUCAUUGCGAUGCAGUGUCCUUACUUGUGCUCGGUAUCCGUUAUCGGUCGCGAGACUCCUUCCACUUUCACGCGUCGAAAAAUUUUGGUGACCCCCGCCUAUUGUUUGGUUGACCGCGCGGCCGGAUGGAAGCGAUACCAUCUGCAGACAGGUCGCGGGACAAUCGGGGCGUGUGGACUGCGGCCGGCGGGAACCACUGGAGCAAGAAAUGGCACGCCGACCCGAGGCACGGCCCGGCCGGACCGCAUAACGGAUUUCCUUAAUCCGUGUUAGCGCUUUUUCGUGUUUGGGGGGGAGUGGAGACACAAUGCGAGCGCCGGAGAGCCGGUCGUCAGGCGGGGUGCUAAAGAGGCUGCCUCUCGGCGCCCGCAAAAAAGAGAGCGGCCACAAUGGUGCGACCCCAGACCUCAGGCGUGCUAACUACCGGCCAUUGUCGCGCUGCGGCCACUUCGUGCGCUGCGGGCAGCCGCAGAAGGGGCGAACAUGCGCCUUCCGCACCACCGCACAGUGGCACUGCGCGCCAUUCCGCCAGAUGGCUCUGCUGCUCCUAACGUUCCAAGACUCCAUACACCUGGUGACGUUUUUGUUCUUCUACUGUCAAGCGUUAGAACCUAUAUCCCGGUAUGGCUUUAUUACUGCUCCCCUUAGAGUGUCCUGUUUCCACCUCUUCUUAUUCUUCGUCUACUUUGUUUUAUUAUUACCACAACACUAGAUUAAUUAAUACAAAGCUCAAUUUAAAUAAUUUGGCUCAAUUUCUGUUACUUUCACCAUGCCUCUCUAUUUUGAGCGUUCAUCUUGGAUACGCUGCGGUGCUCUAUGGUAUUUCCAAAACGUCGAGAUCUGCUCCAUUUCCAUCUGGCAGAUGGUUUCCAUUCAAAAAAUCGAGACCGCUGGUCAAGCGUUCUCAACAAAUAAGUUUCACGAUUUUAGUUCAACUCCAUCUACCAUUCGUCCUGAUUCUAGUUCUUAUUCCGUCAUUAAUAUUUUUCUUCACAUUCUCGUGUUCCUUCGUAGAUAAUCAGUUUCCACAGCUAUUCACAACCCAUAGUUUUGAUCCACACUAUACGACGGACUCAACCAUUAGCCUAACAACUCUUUUUAUGUUGUUGUUGUAAAUAUUCUCUUUCCAGCAAAAAAGAGCUCACACACCUUAUUAUUUUUCUGGUUUGAUAUAUUCUCUAUUUUUACUUCUAUAUUACCCAAUCCUCUUUUGUCAAUGUAUGCUCCUAGAUAUUUAAUUUUUUCUAGUCGUCUCACAACUUCCCGUCAUUGAUGUGCACUUUAAAUCUAUUGUCACUAAUGACUACCAGAUACUUGGUCUUUGUUAGAGCGAUGUGUAGUUCCCAUUUGCCAUAUUCAUUAUAUGAACAGCGUAUCACAUUUAAAAGAUUGUAUUCAACGCGAGCUAGACUACUGAGGACACCCUGUACAUGAUCAACAUUGAUUCCCUUCCUCCUUAGCUAUUCUCUUGCUUCAGGAGAGUCAUUUCUACAUAUAAAUUGAACAAGACUGGUGACAUACAGUGACGCUGUCUCAAACCUUUUUCUCAUUAAUAAGUUUCUAUAACCUGCUGUGUUUUCAGAACUUGAUCAUCUAAAAAUGUAAAGGCCUAAGUAAAAAUUAUUCCUGUACUAAAAUUUUAACCAACACCUCGUCAAGAUGAAGACGAAAAAGAGUAGACGAAAAGCUACAUAAUUGCCUUAUUUUAUAGUUUUAUUUAUUUAUGUAAAUCGUCUUUUUGUGUAGCUAUAUGUAUACAGAUCUCUAAGUAUUGCUUCAACUUUGUUACAAAAACUUUCCGUGGCGGCUGGGCUGCUAAAGAUGUGGAUGGAUAUGCGUUUUGAACAAUAAUCUUCCUGUAUUACUUCCAGAAUCUAACAAAAACUACAUUACAGGAAAUUUUAGAAUAUCUUUGCUGGAUCCUGUAUGAACUAAUUUAAUAAGUCCAGAUUUUACCAGGGUAUAAAUGGUUGAACUUGUAUCAAUCUUCAAGUCGUGCUCUGGAGCAUUACUUAAUUUAGCUGCCCUCCAUACACUAUAGGCCCCUGUAUCUGACAGUAGUGAAGCUGAAUCUCCUCUUCUGUUCGCUGCUCUGUGAAAAAGCGUAUCAGGUGCUCUUAACAUACCAUACUCUGCUUUGUUACGGGAUCAUCACAAGUACUGCCAUCUAAUAGACCCGACCAACCCAAUCUGAGGGAUAUCAUCUGUGAACUUGAGAAAUGUAAUUUCGCACUGAACCACUUUUUUCCCAAUUGUUCAAGUGUCAUUUCCCUUUGAAUGCUGCACCUCUUUCGGAAUACCGACGGUCGCUGGAAAGCGAGCAGCGCCUCGGUGAGGUGUAGACCAGCCGUCUCCCCCGUCUAAUGAGCCAGACGUGACGCAAACAGCCGUCUGGGGCGCGGACAGCCGACCCGAAUUAAUGGUGCCUUCGCCGACAGGCUGUAAAUCGAGUCUCGGCAUCCAAAUUGUCUGGCGCAGGUGAGACCCCGCCAGUGCGAAAUGGCGCAUUCCCCUCCUCCGGCGAAGGGUGGGAGCUGAUUUCCUUAGCAAGCGAACAGGGUGUCUGCUUAACUGUUACUGUUCUUGCAUCGAUUUUUCCGUUGUUUCUCUUUCUUAGACGUUUGUUAAGGAACUUUUAUCACAGGAUUUCUGGCCACAUACUUCCAGGUUUCCCGAAAUGUCUGAGAUUAUUGUAAUAUCUAUUUCAUAAUGCAUCAGUUUAGAACACAGAAAGAAUAUAUAUGAGUCAUUUGGAGCGCUAAUUCAUUGUCCACUCAUUUUCGUGAUAAUAAUUGCAGAAGAAUUGAUUCAUCCCUCACGUCUUUUCACAAUUUUCUGUUAGAAGUUUCUGUCUUGUGCUAAUAUUUUCAGUCCUACAGACCUAUUAAACCUAGUAUUAUUUCUUUCCAGCACCUACUCAUUGUGUCAAUUAGUAAUUUCCUAUCCUUACCUAAUUUCUAACAUAAAUCCGUCACAUUACAUUUCUAAUGCUACCAUUUUCUUCUUGUCGCGUCUUCCAGUGGCUCACGUUUGAGCUAUGCGGAGAAAUGUAGAUGUAAAAGCCCACAUAUAAAACAUGUACACUGUUGUGUCAAACGAAACUUUCUUCAGCUUUGCCUGUCUGAGUUUAAAGUCUCUCUCUCUUCGACCUCGCUGCUUGAAUAGACAAGAGAAACUUCUCUCUCUCAUUUUAUUAUUUUACUUUUUAACUGCUUAGCCCUCAGUUGUAAUAUCAUUAUCUGCCAGUGUCCUUCUGACUACUCUUCACCGCACUGAUAUAUUUUAAACAAUUGACUCAUAUUCUACACUCAGUUUCUUAUUAGAAUGUUCCGCUAUGUGAACUGUAUUAGUAUAUUAAUUUUCAUAUUUAGAAGAAUACUUAUUUAUUUAUCUCGGCACAAAGUCGAGUUCCCUAUCAUGAUCAGUACUGUGGUAACUACAUAAUGAAUGUAAGUAGACAAAACCAUUUUAUCUGGGUAUUUACACUACCACGUACAGUAGCAAAGAACGGUUGAGUAUCCAGUCACUUAUUUUAGCAAGGGAACUUUAUCUUCUAAAGGUCUGGAAAAAUAGGUUUGAAUUCAAUUACUAUCAUCAUCGUCAUCUUCUGCACAUAUUAGACUUUGCUUACCCACAGAAAUUAGUCAACGUCCCUCCGUCUGGCUUCAUAUCGCCUUUUAUUGCUUUGUCCUGUUGAUUUUUAUUUGUAUAGUAUUUGUUGUAGUCCUCCAUCUUGCCAAUGUGAUCUUUCCAUUUACUUCUGUAUUCUGAACCUUUUUUCAUUGCAAGGCAUUAAUCGUAAUACUACUUUUAUUUCUGUAUUUCCCUUUCGAUAUUGGCAUGACUAUUCUUCUAUACAAUGUGAAAUCUCAUUUACAAAAUCCAAAUGAUAAGUGAAUGUUUUUGUCUUGUUUCUAGAUUUCGUUUCUCUGCAUAGCAGCUGGGUAUAGCAGCAUUUUGUAAAACCUUAGAAGUUUCUCUUUGCUUACUUUCUUUUUAACCUUUAUUUAAUAAUUUUCAAGAAAAAUUUCUCUGCCUUCCGUCGUAAAUUAAUUUCAUUCCAUGUGAUACAUUGGUCCUUAGUAUUUAGACUUUUGUUACUUGUUUGUUGCCGCUCCAUUUAUUACAAUUUUGGACCCGAUCUUGUUUCUCACGAAAGCCAUUACUAUUAUUUUCUUGUCAGAUUCCUGCGAGUUGCCUGAUACACAGCUUCGUUUGUAGUUCUAUGCUGGUAUUUAUAAAUUACUUUCACUGUUAAGAUUCUAGAUUAAGUAAAUUAAAUAUGUUAGCACGGGAUGUCUUAUUGGAGCUCAAUGUUAUUUCGUCAUUUUUCUACUGCUGUCCCUCAAAUUUACUUCAGUAGGUUAAUCAGAAAAGGACUGUUAGAAAGAUGAUAUUGAAUGGAAAGAAGAAACUUUGCUUAUCCUACUGACAACGAUAUUCGUUGUAGGAAACAAAACAUUAAGGCUGAAGAUACUAAUGUAAGUUACGUCCCUACCGCUCAAGGAAUCUCUUCCUAGCCGUAUUUAAGUAGGCAGAGCGAUAACUCCGCCCCUGUCCUGCAAAUUGCAUGAACAAGUAACGGGAAGAGGGGGAGGAACUCUUUGCAGCAGUCUUUCGAUUUGUCUCCGCUAGAGCGCCACAGUAGCUGCAUGGUUCCGAGCGGUGUCUGCCGCUGCCCCACCACACGUGGGGGCUGCCGCUUAUCCUUCCUGCGGAGCCAAUUUCGGGGCGGGGUGUGGCCUGGCGGAGUGUUGGGAGGUGGGGGUGCUACAGAUGAAAUAGCUCGGCGUUAAAGCCGUAACGCGGCCCCAGGGAUCGCUCCACGCUACGGCGGCACAGAGGCCUCAGGGCCGCUCAAAGGCAGAGCGUCAAGUCUCACGCCUUGCCUUGUUCACUCUCCUAUUCCAUUUAUUCACCUGCGUCAACAGAUGGAUAAAAAAGAAAGGUGCCGUUACUUUCAUCGGCCCCUGUACUCGUAACCAAAUCAAAUCGUAGCUUAGGGUAUUUCAUGAUAUUCUCUGUUACCAGUAUUCUGCCAAUGAGACUCUCGUACCAUCACCAUAUUUAUUUCUAAACCAUCAUGUACAUAGUAUUACUGUGUAACGUAUAAUGUGGACCACCCUCACUAGUAUAAUAAACGUAAUAAAUUAAAAAAAAAAGAAACGACUUGUAUGUGAUCGAACGUUAAAAGAAAUCAUUAGCUCAUAUUUCGAAUCAUUCGUGUGAAGUCUCUUGUGUUGAGAAAACGUAUAUAAAUGCACAACACUGCGAAUUACGUAUGGAAUGCUGUGUUGCAACCUGAACCAUAGUUGUGGAAUGUUCAUCUCAUUAUUCAACUGUAAAUAAUGUAUUUUUGUAAUAUACGUAAUAAAUCAGUAUUAGCAAUA